This is a messenger RNA of Myripristis murdjan (pinecone soldierfish), 1182 nucleotides long. RefSeq names its product amphiregulin (gene areg). The coding region runs from base 107 to 814 and encodes 235 amino acids. The record is from RefSeq and is a predicted model, not a curated record. Lineage: Eukaryota; Metazoa; Chordata; Actinopteri; Holocentriformes; Holocentridae. The transcript has 6 exons. Gene Ontology annotation, biological process: epidermal growth factor receptor signaling pathway; positive regulation of cell population proliferation; positive regulation of mitotic nuclear division. Gene Ontology annotation, molecular function: growth factor activity; epidermal growth factor receptor binding.
CUCUCUCCCAGCACGGGACAACCACACACACACGCGCACACACACACACUCACACCUACUCAGAUCAGCACAGAACUCUGUCAUAUACAUAAUACUCUCCUGGGAUAUGAACACUCUCGUCCUCGCCUGUCUCCUGUGUUUCGUCGUCUGCAGUGCUCUAGGUGCCCUGGGAUCUGAGGCCACACACUCCAGCAGCGGGCUGAGCCAUGUGACCGGGGGUCCGGCCUCCGGCGAGGGCCUCCAGAGUUCGCUCAGCGAUGACGAUGAUGACGAGCUGGAAGUGGAGGAAGAUCUGAGUGCAAGCCACACCCCUCAUGAUGGGCACGUCAGCAGAGAUGAGAGGAGGAAAAAGAAAGGCAAAGGCAAGAGGAAGAACAAGCACAAGAGCAGAAAUACCACGCCGUUAAACCCCGAGCACACGUUCUACACCAGCGGAUACACUUCAGCUCAGACUACCACAGAAGAUCCCUGCACCACCACCCACCUGGGCUACUGCAUUCACGGCUUCUGCAAGUACAUGGAAGACCUGCAGGAGCCAGUGUGUGUGUGCAUGAAGGGUUUCGAUGGAGAGCGCUGCGGGAUCCAGACACUGGAAACGGGGAGAAACGAGGAGGAAGAGGAGGGGAACAGGGCCGAGGUGGUGCAGACGGUCUUGGUGAUCAUCGCUGUGGUCCUGUCCGUGAUCAGCUGUACUGCCAUCCUGCUCAUGACGUGUGCUCAUUACAGGACACACAAAAACUUUCUGGCCGCUUACUUGGGAACAGAGGCGGAGGUGGAAAAGCUCCAGAAGCCCAUCGGUGAUGUGAUAGUGUGAGCGUCAAAUAACAAGCCGCACCAUCUAGAGACUCAGCGGGCAACAAGAGGAGCAACGGUGAAACCAGUGGAAUGUGUCGACUGUCUCAACACGCUCAUCAGGCCUGCUCGACGCCGUGUAGAAACACUGUUCGGAACUUCAGUAGAAUGUAAUUUAUUUGAGUGUGAUUAUUUAUUGCUUAAAACUUUGUAUGUGUUUGUAUGUCAGAGAUUUACGGAUUUGGAUGCUGAGCAUUUAGUCCAUCGACUGCAGGUUAGGUUUUAUUUAUUGCACUACUAUUGUAAUAGGUCAGAGAAACUGUCUUCAUCUCACUCUGCAAAAGGGAUGGAAUUUGAUCACCAAUAAAGUCUCUCAGUGUUAUACUAAGG